GCGUUAGUGUUAGAGCUGAAAGCUUUACUCCGUCUCUUCUCCGGUUUUCAACCGACUACCGCGGUUGCUGCCGUCGCCGCAGCAUCAUUUCCUCGUGUCGUUCGCGUGGAAACCUGCAUCGUGCUAAAAGUGCAACUCGCAUACGUACGCGAGGCUAACGUAAGAAAGAAACUGGCCACACGCGAUCCAAUGAAAACUUGUUGCGUGAUCGUGGAAGAUAUAAACCGCGACCGCGACCGCAACAGGUUCGAGUUCAUAGAAAACUUGAUCGAAGCCACCCACGCACGUGCGUGUGAACGCUUGCACUGCGAUGUCGCGCACAGAUCUUCGUUGCGUGCCCUAAUUUCGCUCGUGGUUCAUCGUCGCGUCGUAGUCGUCCUGAGCACCAAGUUUCAAUGCGUUUUUAUAUGCGUCGCGCGUUUACGCGUGGAAGCAUAAGUAAUCUGGUCUCAUCAUCAUCAUCUAAUCGGUAGCGGCGGUCAGCGUCAGCGGUUGACAGUGAAAACAUGUUUGCGUGCGAUAGAUAUAGAUAGAUAGAUCUAUAUAUCCAUUUACACAGUAGCAGCAUGUGUAGUAGCGUAGUACAUGCUGCAUGCAUACGUGUUUGUAGCAACAGGUUCGGGUUCAGGAAACCUACUCCCCAUUAAUGAGAGCCGUUGCACUCGCAACGACGGUGCAACGCACGGAGAGGAUGCGACGACCGAUCGGAAUGCAACCAGAGAUUUCAUUCCCUUUCUUUUUUCUCUCCUUACCAUCGCAUCGUGUCGGGCGACUAUCAUUUUUUACGGCUGCGUACGGUAUGGCCAAGCGGACACAGGUGCGCCGGUUGCACCAAUUGACUCGAUGACAUCGCAUCAUAUAUCGUAUUAAGCGUUGCAACGGUCGUUGCAAGAAACGAUAUGUAUGUACUAGAUACGUAUCGCAUGGCCGGGCCAGUGUACAUGUAGAGAGUAGAAUAGAGGGAUGAAUCACCCGUCGACACCGCGCCGGUAGAGAAAAAAUUCCAGGUUGUGAACAUCCCAGCGAGUUCAUCGCUUCACGUGUUGCACAUUGCGUUACAUAAGAACGUAGCUCGUGCGCGCGUGUACCUGCGCCCCUACCCCCGCCCCGUACGUACCUCGCGUAGUAGUUUCUUUUUCCUCUCUACCUUUUCUCCUCCUCUCAAAAUAAUCGGAUCUUUCUCAAAGCUUCUCUGCGAUGAUCAUUGCGCGCGAUUCUUUUAUAACGCGACGAUUCCUUCUGAUCGAAGAAGAGAUCGGAGCAAGUAUCGCGACUGGGUCCUCAUUAUCUGUUAACAUUCGAUCUCAUCAAUUUGACGGGGGAAGAAGGUCCUCGAUCCGACAGACGUUGAAAGAAGAAACAUCCCUUGCGAGUCACGCGCGCAUUGGAUCGCACGUUCUACUUUAUAAGUUGUUCGAUUGCCGGAUCGACCGUUUCUUCUUCUUUGAUCACUGAUCGUUCGAUCCGCCACGACGUGUAAACGAUAAGCGGAGACGAUACGCGGGAAACGAGAUGAAGGCGAUACCAAAAAUAGGUGAAAAAUGUGGUGUUAAAUUUGUUUACGUCGUAAAUUAGUCUGUUCAAAAGAGAGAGAGAGAGAUAACGGAAGUCUUUAAAUUCCUGAGCGUGUUUGUUUUCUCGUCCGGAUUCUUCGCGGCAUUCGGUUACUUACUCGUUUUUAUCUAGUGAUUAAAAAUUGUGCAAAAACACGUCGGCAUGAUUUUUCGGUUUUCAUGUCCACGAUCCACGGUCGUUGCGGUGACAACGAAUCCUGUUCGCUGAAAAUUAGUGCGUGUGCACGACUGCUAAUAGUGUGCGAUACACGCGGCCUCGGGCCACAGGCCGCUGCUGCCUGCUCUUAUUCCAAGGUAGUACGUAGUAGAUACGUAAAUCAGGCAAAGGCCGAGGGUGGAUGUUUCGCGCUAUUUAUAAUGUUUACAGUGGUUGACGCCGUUGAUCUGUGUUAUUUACCGGUUGUUUAAUUAGAAAUGGAUAAUAAUCGGUACGAUAGAUCUAGCGUGCGUGGCGAUCGACCGAGAUUCGGUAAUGGUCACUGAAGUUACGUAAAGUUACGAAUAAAGCCGAUUGGAGGAAGAAGAGGAAGGAGGAAGGAGGAGGGUGGAACUCGGGAUCUAAAAAAUUCGAAUUAUCGCGGCGAAGAGGGCGCGCGGUGGGAGACAACAAAACGAUUCCGCAAUAAGUUCGCGUAAUUCCUGCUCGAGUGCGUGGAUUGUUUCGAGAACCGAAAAAAGCGAGUAUAGUUGAAGCGCAUCGUCGGAUGGCGGUGGUUACUCGGAGCGUUGUUGGAAAGCGUAGGACCUCGUUUUAAUUAUUUUAAGGCAAUUGAAACGUCGAUUGUUCACCGUCUGCGCUGCAAAUCGAAUCUAACGGCGGGGAGCGCGGCGACGUAGGCCACUGUAAUCGUAGCGCCCGAGCAGAGAUAUUUUAACCGCAAGGACCCAUGAGAUGAGAGUAUCGUUUUCUCGAUGCACGACGUCCACCACGGUGUGCUGUGUGCACCGUGCAGUCAGCCAGACAGAAAGCGGUUAUCAAUCGAUAAAGAUAUAUCGGACAUUCCUGAGAGCAUCAAGAAUUUACGGGCACUUCAGGUGGCGGAUUUUAGCGGCAAUCCGAUUCAAAGACUCCCAGCGGGGUUCGUGCAAUUAAGAAACUUGACUGUUCUGGGACUUAACGAUUUGUCGCUUACGAAUCUGCCGCCCGAUUUCGGAAGCUUGGAGUCGUUGCAAUCAUUGGAGUUGAGGGAAAAUUUGCUGAAAUCGUUGCCGGAAUCGUUUUCACAACUACACAAAUUGGAGCGACUGGAUCUGGGCGAAAACGACAUGGACGUUUUGCCACCGCAUAUAGGAAAAUUACCGGCGUUGCAAGAAUUAUGGCUGGAUCAUAACCACCUGCAGCAUUUGCCACCGGAGAUCGGGCAAUUAAAGGCAUUGGUGUGUCUGGAUGUAUCGGAAAACCGUUUGGAGGAUCUGCCGGAAGAAAUAGGUGGUUUAGAAUCUUUAACAGAUCUGCAUUUGUCGCAGAACGUUAUCGAGAAAUUACCCGACGGACUUGGGGAACUGAGAAAACUGACGAUUCUCAAAGUCGACCAAAAUAGACUUUCUUCCUUAAAUUCAAAUACAGGCAGCUGUGAAAACUUGCAAGAGUUGAUCCUGACGGAAAAUUUUCUAUUGGAAUUACCGUCGACGAUAGGAGAACUUCGUAAUUUAAAUAAUUUGAAUGUCGAUAGAAAUAGUUUGCAAUCGCUUCCUCCAGAAAUCGGAAAUUUGAAACAGUUAGGUGUACUGUCUUUGAGAGAUAAUAAACUCCAAUAUCUUCCGAUCGAAGUUGGACAGUGUACCGCCCUUCACGUGUUGGAUGUAUCUGGGAAUAGAUUGCAGUACUUGCCAUACUCCUUGAUCAAUUUAAACUUGAAGGCAGUAUGGUUAAGUAAGAAUCAGGCACAACCGAUGCUUACUUUUCAAACGGACGUCGACGAAGAAACUGGUCAAGACGUAUUGGUUUGUUUCCUUUUACCACAGUUGGAAACUCACGAUGAUUCGGCGGCGGGAAGACUCGGUAUGCUUGCUGGAAUGAGGGACGCCAUUCAAGACGGUGAAAUGCGCGAGUUGGCUGGUAGUGGUAGCGAUGACGAGGGCUGGCAGGAAAAAGAAGCGUCGCGAACGCAUUCCGUGAAAUUUACGGACGAACCUCCAGAAACCGAUAAGGAGACGCCGUUUGUACGACAAAAUACACCUCAUCCCAAAGAAUUGAAAGCAAAAGCUCAUAAAUUGUUUGGUAAAGGAAAGAACGACAGUCGAUCGGCGUCUACCGAUGAACAGGAUGUUUCUCAAACAUUUGGUUUAGACAAAACCAACGAGACUGACACGUCAAAGCCUAACGAUUUGACGGAAGGUAAAAUGGACCAUGGCGAAUCCCGGCUGAACCCUGAAUCUGUAAAUAACGAACAAAACGAAAACAUCGUACCUGCCGGCGGUGGCACUGGUGGCGAAGAUCUCCGGUCUAGCAACGCUGAACAAACGGAACAAGCGCUUUCUAAUCAGUAUAUUACAGAAUCGAACGUUGAUAUGAUUGAUGUCGAGAAAUCGGUAUCCGAACUCCAAGUUGGAAGCGGGAAAGAGGGGCACGGGGGCCAGGAACGGGAGGAAGAAGAAGACGUGGAGGAGGAGGAGGAGGAGGAGGACGAGGAGGAGGAAUCCGAAAACGAGGAUACACAGAGGCACGUAGAAUUUUCAAUAGCGGAGGAUAUGGAUGGUGCUAACACCGAUUCAAACAGGCCAAAUAGGCUUCACCGUAGAGACACUCCGCAUCACUUGAAAAACAAACGUAUCCAUGCAGCGGAUAAAGAAAAAGUGGCUUCCAUUAUUGCGCAGGCACUUAUGAAGAAGAACGAGGAGGUGCUCCCCACGUCUACGUCUACAGCACCCGCGGAUCCAACAGAGAAUUUUGACACUCAGAGCCAAGGUGCGACUUCCGAUGUAGAGCCAACGAUAGAAGUUCGAGAGGAACAAUAUGAAAUUCAUAUCGAAAGGACGACAGGUGGUUUGGGUUUGUCGAUAGCCGGUGGCAUCGGUUCGACACCUUUCAAAGGUGACGACGAAGGCAUUUUCAUUUCCAGGGUCACAGAAGGUGGACCAGCAGAUUUAGCAGGUUUAAAAGUGGAGGACAAAGUAUUAUCCGUGAACGGUGUUUCAGUAGUGAACGUAGGGCAUUACGACGCCGUUGAAGUUUUGAAAGCUUGCGGACGUACCCUUGUAUUAGUGGUACAAAGGGAAGUUACGAGGAUAGUACCGCCGCCGCCGCCGCUGCUGCCACCGUCGUCAUACGAACAGGCGUCGAAAAAAGACUCGGUGUGCUCUAGUUUAAGUACGAGUAGAGCUCCAAGCGCGACGUCUCACGUUUCAUCCGUAGGCUUACCACAUAAUUUAGAAAAUGGCGACGCUUCACUUGACGAUACUACUGUUAAGGCGAAAAAAAUUCCCGAGCCUAUAUCGUCGACAAAGUCUGGCGGCAGCGAAUCAAUGGUAUCUGUGCUUGUCCAUACGACGUUGAUACGGGACCAAAAUGGACUAGGAUUUAGUAUUGCCGGCGGAGAAGGUUCACCGCCAUUCAAAGACAAUAGCGAUGCAAUAUAUAUUUCAAGAAUAACCGAAGGCGGCGUUGCCCAGAAGGAUGGUAAAUUGCUGGUCGGAGACAAAGUGAUAUCCAUUAACGGAGUGGAAAUGAGAGGUGCCAAACACGAGCAAGCGGUUGCUUUGCUAACGGGUUUGGAGAGAUUCGUGAGAUUAGUGGUGGAACGUGAAAUUCCGCUUUCGCAAGCAAACGCGGUAACAACGGUCGCCGCGGUAGUAACGCCGUCGGAAAAGUCGCCGCGAGUGAUCGGUGCUCCUAAACCGUACACAGGAUUGUAUAACGCGAACAGUUACAUAGCGAGUAGACCCGGCGGCGGCACCGCCGCCACCGGUGGCAGUUACACCGGAUACCGACGCUCGAUGGACGCCGAUCGAACUUUAUCUCCGAGCCCCACCUCGAAAACGCCCCCGCCGCCGAUGAAAUCCAAUAUCACGGAGACAUUGCCGAAAAUGAAUGGUGUCACAGAAUCUACGAGCGUUAAGAAUAUCUCAUCGAUAUUGCCAAACAGCCAAUCGCCGCUGCCGCCGCAUCCACAACCAGCCCCGAGGCAUAGCAUUUCGCAGCCAACGAUCGCGACAACCGCGAGUUCGACGCCCACAUCUUCUACAGAGCCUAGGUCGACGUCACCCCAGCAGCAAGAUGACAUACAGGUACCGAAGCCAAUCACCAACGAAGAAUUUCAGGCUAUGAUCCCUGCUCAUUUCCUUCGUCCUGCUACCUCCUCGCCAUCACCAGAUUCCCAUCAAGGUCCUAUCGUGACAGUGACAAUAAAGCAGCCUGACAAUAUACCGGGAGACGUUAACUUUCCUCCGGCCCCCACCACACUCGGUAAAGUUACCGAGACCAUCACAAAGAGCACCCUCACCGAGACCGUCGUGACUAGGGUCACAGAAAAUCAGUUGGUACCACCGGUGAUCAUCGAGGACGUUGUUCUCGUGAAAGAAGGAUCCCUAGGAUUCAGUAUCAUCGGUGGUACGGAUCAUUCUUGCACACCGUUCGGUGCAAAGGAACCUGGAAUUUUUAUAUCUCAUGUCGUGCCUGGCGGUAUAGCCGCGAAGUCUGGUAAAUUGAGAAUGGGCGAUCGGAUACUAAAGGUGAACGGUACAGACGUGACGAAAGCUACUCAUCAAGAAGCUGUGAUGGAACUUCUGCGACCCGAGGACCAAAUCGUGCUUACCGUUCAACACGAUCCAUUACCGGAAAAUUACCAGCUGGUCGAAAUAGAGUACAUCCCUGUGACAGAAUUAGCUAUUACAAAGGAGCCCGGAGAAAAGCUGGGUAUGCAUAUUAAAGGCGGCCUUCGGGGACAAAAGGGUAAUCCUCUCGAUCACACGGACGAGGGUGUUUUCAUAUCAAAAAUCAACUCGGGCGGUGCGGCUAAAAGGGACGGAAGAUUGAAGGUCGGCAUGAGACUGUUGGAAGUGAAUGGUACAUCGUUAUUGGGCGCCACUCACCAAGAAGCAGUGAACAUAUUACGGUGUUCGGGGAAUACGAUUACACUGGUCGUUUGUAAAGGAUACGACAAGAGUGACGUCGAACCAGCGGGGACGAUGUCGUUACCAACCGGCGGCGAUUCCGGGACAGAUUCUAAACAGGAAGAAGAAUCUAGAGCCGAGAAAGAUUUCACGAAGGAGCCCACGACGGACGGUACGAAAUCGUUGUCGCAAAGCGUGUCCAGCUUGGAUCGUGACGACGAGGAAGCAGCGACUCUCAGGCAAGAGCAAGAGAUGAAAGCUGAACUUAUAGCGUGGGAACAAGAAGAGAGGGAACGCGCGUUGCUCGAGCACAGAGAAAAGUCUACUCCAGAAAAAGUAUUGGACGUAGUGAGAGCAGCCGAAUCGUUAGUAAGCAAAUCCAGUAGUCCCGUUGACAUGGUUGUACCGCCGAAAUCACCAGGUGGCACGAAAGAUCUCAAAACGACCACCAUUGUAAUGAGCAAACAUACGUUGGCACCUCAAAAUGCAAACUCGCUAAGGAAAGAGAGAGUUGGAACGCCAGCAGCGGCCAAUGCACCGUCCGAGACUCCACCGCCGGCUUCUACUCUUACCGAGAGACCGAUCAAUUUCAAUCGUAACGCUGCUGUCCAAAGCUUGCCCUCUCCAAAGAAAAAAAACGUUUCUCGGCCGAAACGUAGCAUCACGUUCGCCGAUCUUCCUCCGAGUUCGAAAUCGGAAUCGAACGAUCACCGAUCCUCUUCGCCCUCACCCUCGCCCUUGCCCGUAACCGAAUAUUUCUCUCCGUUCCACUCGCACGAACAAAAAAGAUUUCAGACCUCCGAACCUCGAGUCGUUGCAACAACGACAACUUACAUCCCUCCGAUCCAAACCGCCGCCGCCGUUCCUCGUUCUCGUGGUUUCAAACUCCCGCCAACACCUCUGACCGUUCCUACGUCCAUCAUGGGAGAUCACGGCACGUCGGCUUCUUUUGGUGGUAAACGACAGAACGCACGCUCUGUCGAUGGGAGUAAUCGGGUCGAGGAGCUUUCGCCAACGCAAUCACCAACACCGCCUUUAGUAAAGAUGUCGGUUAGCGAUAAAAAGAAAUUGUUUGAAAGUGCCAUGGAGGAACAUUUGAAACCUUCUCCUAAACCAGAGAAAGUAUUCAGUUUUCUAAGUCAGGACGAAGUCGAGAAAAUGAGGCAAGAAGAAGAGAAAAAGAUCGCCACUCUGACGCGGGACGAAUUAAAGUCUUGGGCUCGACUAGAUGAAAACGAAGGUUUGGACGAUUCAGAGGAAACGUUCGACGAUCAGCAUCAGCAGCAGCAGCAGCAGCAGCAGGAUAACCGGCGACCUAAUAGCCGACUGAGUUCGCGAAGUUCGAUCCCCCUUCUGCAGAAUCUUCCACCGAGCAGUGUAAGGACGGCAAAAGCGGAACGUCGCUUGAAGGAGAGACUGGCGCAGGAGGGCAUCAUCGUCUCGGACGAGGACGAAGAGAGUCAUUUGAGUCCUGCCCAGCAGAGAGCUUUAAGAGCAGAAAAGCGAGCGGCGUGGAGACAAGCCCGCUUAAAAUCUCUCGAGCAGGAUGCUCUUCAAGCGCAGCUAGUGAUUAAGAAAAUGAGCGAAAUGGUGGAUACUACGAAUAACACAGACGCAGACGAGACAGAAACGGUGCAAGAUUCCACGGAUGCCAUCAUCCUCGCUGGUCCUAUCCCCGGCGAACCAGAGAAGCCGCCGGCCGAUUUCGCUACGUUACGGCCGUCUAGCGCAGAUUUUCCCAAACUCGCUGUACGCAGCAAAGUGGGUCCCCCUAAAGAGAUACGCGAAUCCGAGAAAAUAGUGGACGAGAAGGUCACUCGACGUACCGAGGAAUACGUGGACGAGGUGACGGGUGAACGUCGCGUCCGAACAGUCGAAUACGUCGAGAAGCUCAUUGAGCGACAGGUCGAAACUCUGCGAGAAAAGAUCAUAUCACUGGAAUUGAGUAACGCCGAGGACGAGGUAGAAAGCGUCACCAGCACCACCGGAACCGGUGCGAGCGACGCCGAGAGCGAAAGCGAAGAAGUGGUGACUGGACAAUCGUCUACCGUGGCGAGUACCCUGCCGUCGCCGCCUCCACCGUCGCCGCCGCCGCCGCCGCUGCGAGAGGAGAACCAUGCGGUGAUACCAGCCGAUGUAAGUGUCGCCAGCGAGGAGACAAGUGGUGUCGUCGUUCCUAAAACAAGUGCUCGCACCGUUCUCGUGACGACGACGACGACGACGACGACGACGACGACGAACAAGAAUAAGAAGAAACGAAAACGUUCGAAGAAGGGUCGUCAUUGAUCGCGGAUCUCGCUGCGAAACGGCCGGAAAACUAGGAAACCAGUAGUAGGAGGAACCUUAGGAAGGCGUCACCGAUCGGACCAGACACGCUGCAUGAGCCGCGCGCGUUCCGACGACGCAGUAUCCUUCGUCUGUCCGCGCCGCUAACAGUUACACUCAUCGCACAUUUUCAGAGGAAGCCUACGAGCAUACUAAAAAUCUCUCGCUGUUCGUGCAUCAGUAGUCGUAACCGAAUCAUUUCACAUUCCCGUUUCACGGACCGUGCUCAACAACCGGCGCUCACUCGACGUAGUACCAGCGCGAGUGUUCAUAGUUCGUACGUCGUCGCCGUUGGACCGGUGCAACGCGCGCGCGCGAUCCGUCAUGGUAACGAUUAAUCCGAUCCUCGUGCGUAUCUCCGUACCUUACACGACCGUUUGUAUUUCUUACUUUUUCAUAAGUUAAUAAUAGAUGCCGAGACAUGCCUCGGGAUGUAACGUCGAAAUAGUAUUUUUAUCUAUCGUCGCAACAAGAAUGGUCCUAUAUAUGACUAUAGCUAUUUUAUAAACUAUACAUAUAUUUAUUAAACUCGAUUUAUAUCGAA
Ceratina calcarata is the source of this 9495-nucleotide messenger RNA. RefSeq names its product scribble planar cell polarity protein (gene scrib). Gene Ontology annotation, cellular component: basolateral plasma membrane; postsynaptic density; adherens junction. The record is from RefSeq and is a predicted model, not a curated record. The coding region runs from base 2487 to 8912 and encodes 2141 amino acids. Gene Ontology annotation, molecular function: protein kinase binding. NCBI's taxonomy places the organism in Eukaryota, Metazoa, Arthropoda, Insecta, Hymenoptera, Apidae. The transcript is spliced from 34 exons. Gene Ontology annotation, biological process: neurotransmitter receptor transport postsynaptic membrane to endosome; neurotransmitter receptor transport, endosome to postsynaptic membrane; receptor clustering.